AUAUGAACCAACCCUUUAACUUUCUCACACUGGUUGAAGCUAAGGUGGAGUGCUUAGGGCUGCAGAGGAAAGUAUAGUAUAGUGAGUUUUACAAGUGUUUGUUCAGACAGUCAGGUAACGGAAGGCAAAAAAGAACUUGCCCAUAAUAGCUGAACAAAACUUUAUCAUUUAUUGCCCCCCACCAAAACACAGCGGACAUCCGUGCGUGUCAAUAGCAGAAUUACUUGUUAAGCGUGUGAUCCUAAUAUAAGGCCGAGGAUAGUUUUAAAAAAUGGAGUUACAGAUUUUGGUGCCCUUAGUGUUGGUUGUUUUUAAUCUAGGUUUAAUCGUGGGACAGACUGCCUCGCCAGGUUUAGCUUGUUCAGUUUACAGUAACACCAGUUGUGAAAUGUGCCUGAAGAAUGUUUCGUGUUUGUGGUGCAACUCGGACAAGAAGUGUAACGAUUACCCAGUGAGGACGAUCCUUCCUCCCAGGUCUCUGUGUGAGCUGCCCUCUGCCAGAUGGGGAGUCUGCUGGGUGGAUUUCCAGGCUCUGAUCAUCGCCAUGUCUGUGGUAUUAGGAGCUCUUCUGCUUGCUGUUCUCAUUUGCUGCUGUUGCUGCUGCAGGAAAAAGAAGGUUAGAGGACCUGAUAAAACUGAAGAAAAAAUCAACCGUCAGAACGAACAAAGGAAGAUCCGCCAGGAGGAAAGGAAAACUGAAAUGAAGGUCAGACAUGAUGAAAUCAGAAACAAGUAUGGGUUGACCAAGCAGAACCCUUACACCAAGUUUGAGAACAAUUAACUCCACUUAGUCAACAGUCUGAAAACUUCAUAAUCCUUUCCAAAAGUCAACAGAACAUUGAACCAAACCAGUGACUUUAAGCUAUUUCUCCCACAAACCAGAAAUUGUCAUGUAGGUAUUGCUAGAUCUAAAUUUCCACUUCAAGCAAACAAAGAAGCAGGCAUAGUCAAGGUGGGUUGUACGAUGGAAACUAAUUUCCAGCAUGAAAUAUUUCACUCUGUUCAUCUGUGCACAAGUUCACCAGUUUUAUACUAGAUGGCUUCUCUGGUGCAGUGGAUUUUAAUAUGUGUGUAUUAGAACAAAAAUAAGGUUGUUUUUCGAUGAUGGCUUGUCACAAGUGCCAGCUGUUAGAAUUAAAUAGGUUUUUGCUGCUUUGUGCUAAGAAGCAAGUUAGCGACAUUGUAGCUUACAUGUGUUUUUAAAUGUUCUUGGUUGAGAUUUAAAGCAUGUAAUAUAACCAGAAAAGCAUUUGGAACAGUUUACAAAUCGUUAAUUCUAUAUAAAACUACGAAAGAGUGGGAGAGAUCAAAGAAAAUAAAAAAAUCCAUUUAAAAGCAAAUAGGAGCAUGCACUGAAGCAGGACACCAGGGUGACUAUGUAGCACCAAAGGAGCAGUGCUGUGUAUAUAUAAAGUGUAAGCCUACAUUAGGUUUCUAAUAUACUAUUGACAAGAUAAUGUGGACCUGUUGAUAUAAAAUUUCUGUUUUUAAAGAAAGAAAUAGCUAAAGUCACUGUCUGGGUUUUUUUCAUACUUACCAAGAUUAUAAUAUCAAAAUCCAUGCUGAAUCUUUUUUUUUUUUUUUGAAAUUUUUUUCCAUAUGAAUAAGGUAAAAAGUGCUAAUGCUAAUAUAGAAAAAAAUAUAUAAAUAAAUUACAUCUUUAAGUUGGUUUGAGAAUAAUGCAACACAGUAAGUAAACUGAUGCAUCCUGGUACCAUUGCUGUUGGUCACAUGGUCUGAUUACAGCUCGACCAUUGAAGCGAGUUUCAGCUAAAGACAUGACGUGAUUAUGUAACCGAACAAUAACUUUUCUAUUGUGUACUUUUUUUAAAUAUUUGCAUAUUUCAAAUGAAAAUGUAAAAUACAAAGAAAAGGGGAAACCAGAGGCAUUACUUUUGCUAAAGUGUUUUUUUACAAACCAUAAUUAGCACUCCUUUAUGGUGUUGAUAUAUUGUAGCUUUCAUUUCUCUCUGUAAAAUUAAACGGGGGGGGGGGGGAUAUUAAGAAUGUGCAUUUUGGCUGGUGUGCAGCUGGGUUUCAUUUGCUGCUGUACCGCUUACAGUAAAGUGAUUUGUUUGAUAGUGGCAAAAGCAGUCGUCACUGAGUUCAUAGACAAAACAAAGAUGUAAUGUAACAACCUAGGCCAUAUUGUACAAGAUGUCCAAACUAUGAAUAGGAAACAGUGUUCAUUUAAAAUGUGUCAUUAUCAUUGUGUUUGAUAAACUUACUGUUAUUUCCUUUUGAUUUAGUUGUAAAGUGACACUAAUUGCGUGGAUUGUUUAAGUUGUGCAGCAGUAAGCCAGAAAGAUAUUGUGGUAACACAUUUAAAAUAGUCAUGUGAAACAUCAUCAGAACAGCUGCUAUUUCUAAAGUGGGGCUGUUGAAUUCAUUAGGAAUCUGUGAAUGUACAAUUCUUAUUUAUCUUCAUGGAAAGAAGGCAUUCUGUUGAAAUGCAUUUGUUACAAGAAUCUGUUUCACUCAAGGAACAGUAGCCAAGCAUGUAUUAUUGCUCAACUGUUGGAACCUUUUUUUAAGCAUUUUCAAGGAGUGAUAACCAAAGCUUUAACAUAUUUUGUUCCUGCCUCCCAUUUGCACUAGCAAGUGCAACAAUAGCCAUUUUCUUGUGCUAAUUUAUGAAGAUUUUAGAAAAACUAAAGCAGUGCCAUAGAUCAGGGCUUCUCAAAGUCAGUCCUGGGGACCCCCUGUGGCUGCUGCUUUUCAUUCCAACAGAGCUCUCAAUUAC
Polyodon spathula (Mississippi paddlefish) is the source of this 2743-nucleotide messenger RNA. RefSeq names its product pituitary tumor-transforming gene 1 protein-interacting protein-like. The coding region runs from base 272 to 781 and encodes 169 amino acids. The record is from RefSeq and is a predicted model, not a curated record. Gene Ontology annotation, cellular component: cytoplasm; nucleus. Gene Ontology annotation, biological process: protein import into nucleus. The transcript has 7 exons. NCBI's taxonomy places the organism in Eukaryota, Metazoa, Chordata, Actinopteri, Acipenseriformes, Polyodontidae.